Messenger RNA from Pieris macdunnoughi, 624 nucleotides. The record is from the annotation of a GenBank genome assembly. NCBI's taxonomy places the organism in Eukaryota, Metazoa, Arthropoda, Insecta, Lepidoptera, Pieridae.
AUGAAUUUUCACAGUUCGUUUUAUUCCUCAAAUAAACGGAGUGACCAAGAUGCUUUGAUACUGAAGUGCUGUAAAACGCAGAAGCAAAAUAAUAUUUCUUCAGAUGAUGAAUAUCGCAAUAUACUUCGAGCAGGAAUCAAGAGACCAAGAGUUUUCAUAAAACGCGAGCCCAGUGAGAAAUGGCAUAAUCCAUUUAAUCCGUUUAUUUUGAACCUGGUUAAAUCUAAUUUGGAUAUUCAGUUCAUAACGGAAGAAUAUUCGUGUGCCCAGUACGUAGCUGAGUAUGUUAAUAAAACAAAUCGCGGAAUAAGUAAUUUACAACGUGAAAUCAUUAAAUGUAUGGAUGAACACCCGGAGUUUGAUGUUGUGGAAAUUACAAGAAAAUUGGGAGUUCAAAUGCUGAAUAGUGUUGAAAUACCAAAUCAAGAAGCUGCCUGGUACCUUCAAAGAGAACCGAUGUCAAAAAGCUCUUCUGUUAUAGUUUAUAUUCGAACGAUGUGGCCAGAGGAGCGGCAAAAACUCAAGAAAACUACUAAAGAGCUAGUUGAAAUGGGAAUUGAUGAUGAUUCUACUGAUGAUUCUACUGAAAGAGAACUGGUUUACAAAAUAUCAAAAAAGGCCUGA